GCAAUUCCGUUGCAGAAAAACCGUUACAAAGGCUGCAUUUCCUCUCAAAUUUCAAUUGCGUGGCAAAAUCUGGUCACCCAAUGAUCAUUUAUAAUUAAUUGUCAAGUGCAUGCAAGCAAAUACCUCAAGAAUCACGAAGGGAAGGCCGUAGUUGCCAAAAUAUCAAUAACGGUCGUUGAGGUCUCACUCAUUAAUAAAUUUGAAAAAAAAGGAGAAAAAAAAAACGCUACUGGAAAGUAUCUCUCAAUCUGCGAAUUCCAUUGUAUAUCUCCGUUUGUUUCUAUGUCAAUGAAAAGAUUUUGCAGGCCUGUGCAAAGAGAUAUGCAACUUAGAAAAGAACUGUUCGCUAAGUCUUCAGCUGUGCAGUUCUUCCGCCGCAGCCUUCGAGGGGCCGGCGCGCCGUCCGCAUGGGCCUCCCUGGACUUUCCUUCAGUCGUGCAUUGCAGCCUUCAGCCUGAAGCACCGAAGACUCGCCCCGCUGCUCCCCCUGUUCUCAUGGGUCCCGGAGAUUCACACGCCUCCGUGCCUCGCUACACUCACCCUCCCGGACAAUGCUACUGGCAAAGCCUACUGCAAUUGCACUGCAACACUUGCCGAUCUCGCGACUGGACUUACCAAGGAUCCUAGCUGAGAUGUUGGGCUCAUUGGCAGCCAAGCAACCAAUCAGACACGCUGGGCCCCCCGUGUGGAGGAAGGCCCGGGCGAAGCUUACUCCUGUAAAUCCCAAUGAAAUGAAAUGAAAAUAAACUAAC
Messenger RNA from Penaeus chinensis, 752 nucleotides. RefSeq lists its product as uncharacterized. The transcript has 2 exons. NCBI's taxonomy places the organism in Eukaryota, Metazoa, Arthropoda, Malacostraca, Decapoda, Penaeidae. The record is from RefSeq and is a predicted model, not a curated record. The coding region runs from base 283 to 627 and encodes 114 amino acids.